UAGUAUAUUUUUGAAUUUUGAAUCUGAACUGCUGCUUUUAGAACUUGGUAGUACUGGUCGCAAUGCUGCCGAGCAGCGAAUCAAACAGCUGUUCCACCAAAAGCAACAAUGCUGCCAAUUCCAAUGCGUGUCAGUGCUGCCCAGCACGAAAAGCACACAGCUGUUCGGGCCUACUGUGUUUGCGUGCUCGUGUCGUGAGACGUGUAGCCAAAAACAACGCAGCAACAAAUUAUAUCGAACCAGCAACAAUGGCAAAGUACAUUGCCCAAAUUAUUGUACUUGGCGGCCAGGCAAUUGGACGCGCCUUCGCAAAGGCUCUGAAACAAGAAAUUGCGGCGUCACAAGAGGCAGCGAAACGCGCCGGUGGUGGCAGACAGGGCGAUAGAAGCGCCGAGUCCAAUUUGCGUACGGGCAUGACAUUGGAGGAGGCCAAGCAAAUACUGAAUUUGGAUGACAUAAAAAACGUGGACACCAUAGUCAAGAACUAUGAGCACCUCUUCAAUGUCAAUGAUCGUGCCAAGGGCGGCUCAUUCUAUCUGCAGUCAAAGGUUUUUCGGGCCAAGGAACGUCUCGACCAUGAGCUUGAAGCCCAGCAAAAGUCUAAACCAGAAGCCGAACAGGAUCCCACGCAACAGCAGAGCAGAACGCGGCAAAGGCAAUGAACUGUGGCAAGCUGGCCAUAUACCUCAAAAUGAACCCAUAACUUAGCUAAUAAUUGAUUAAAUUAAGUGUUGAAUAGCGCAAGACGACUGUGCUUUGCUGUAAAUAUGUGUGUAUGUAUGCCUCGAUUCUUAGUGCGACAAUUUCUAAGUUUUAUCAGCGCUUUAGUUAGUGAAUAAAACCAAGUUUUUGAAGAA
Scaptodrosophila lebanonensis is the source of this 857-nucleotide messenger RNA. RefSeq names its product mitochondrial import inner membrane translocase subunit Tim16 (gene blp). The record is from RefSeq and is a predicted model, not a curated record. Lineage: Eukaryota; Metazoa; Arthropoda; Insecta; Diptera; Drosophilidae. Gene Ontology annotation, cellular component: TIM23 mitochondrial import inner membrane translocase complex. The transcript is spliced from 3 exons. Bases 63 to 662 code for a protein of 199 amino acids. Gene Ontology annotation, biological process: protein import into mitochondrial matrix.